Aspergillus neoniger CBS 115656 is the source of this 677-nucleotide messenger RNA. Its product is annotated as heat shock factor-binding 1 family protein. Gene Ontology annotation, molecular function: transcription corepressor activity. The record is from RefSeq and is a predicted model, not a curated record. The coding region runs from base 152 to 490 and encodes 112 amino acids. The transcript is spliced from 3 exons. NCBI's taxonomy places the organism in Eukaryota, Fungi, Ascomycota, Eurotiomycetes, Eurotiales, Aspergillaceae.
CUCAUACUCAUACUAUACUCCCUCUCACUACCUUAUAUACAACACUCACCCUCCACUCUCUCCCACAAAAUACCACUCACACACCUCCCAAAUCUAAAUCGCAAUCAACCAACCCAACCACCCCAAAAAGCAACCAAAAAUCCAAUCCAAAAUGUCCGAUCCCACCGCCGAAGCCGUCCCUCCCCCACCAACAACCUCAACCCAGAACCCCGACGCACAAGGCCAAUUCUCCGCCGCCGUAGAUGAUCUUCUCGACCAGCUACAACAUAAAUUCGAUGGUGUUUCGAGGGAGAUGUUUGGGAAGUUGGACGAUAUGGCCAGACGGUUGGAUGAGUUAGAGGCUUCGUUUACGGUUGUGGAUGGGACGACUACGUCCGGGAGUGCUGGUGGUGCUGCGUCGCAGACGGGGACGGGGACGGGGACAGGGUCGGGGUCCGUGGUGGGGAGUGCGGUUGGGAGUGCAGCUGGGAGUGGGAGUCCUGAGAAGUGAUUGAUUACGGUUUAUACUGUUUGGUUAUGGGGUUAUGGUGUUAUGGGAUUUGCAUAUUUUGUGUAUACUUGGGGGAGCUCUCUUUUGUUGUCUGUGGAUUAGGGGGUGAUACAUACGGCUGGGUUGUGGUGGUUUGAGGUGGAAUUGAAGAUACCCCUUUUACUGAUAUUUAAAUUUACUACAUGCA